Pseudophryne corroboree (corroboree frog) is the source of this 2472-nucleotide messenger RNA. Its product is annotated as E3 ubiquitin-protein ligase TRIM39-like. Lineage: Eukaryota; Metazoa; Chordata; Amphibia; Anura; Myobatrachidae. The record is from RefSeq and is a predicted model, not a curated record. Gene Ontology annotation, molecular function: protein binding; zinc ion binding. The coding region runs from base 1 to 1581 and encodes 526 amino acids. The transcript has a single exon.
AUGGCGUCUGCUGAUCUGAGACAGGAGCUGGACUGUUCCAUCUGCCUGAGCAUUUAUACAGAUCCCGUAUCACUGAGAUGUGGCCACAACUUCUGCCGGGUCUGUAUUGAUCGUGUGCUGGAUACACAGGAGGGGGCUGGAGUAUAUAGCUGUCCUGACUGCAGAGCAGAGUGUCAGGAGCGUCCUGCACUGCAGAGGAACAUAACGCUGUGUAACAUAGUGGGGAGUUUCCUGUCUACUCGCCCAGAUCAGGAGAAGACUGGGAUCCUCUGCACUUACUGUAUUCACUCUCCUGUACCUGCUGCUAAAUCCUGUCUGCUGUGUGAGGCUUCUCUGUGUGAUAAUCACCUGAGAGUACACAGCAAGUCACCAGAGCACGUCUUAUGUGAUCCCACCACUGCCCUGGGGAACAGGAAAUGCUCCGUCCAUAAGAAGAUCCUGGAGUAUUACUGCACUGAGGACUCUGUCUGUAUCUGUGGGUCCUGCAGUUUGGCCGGAGAACACCGGGGACACCUGGUGGAGAUGUUGGAUGAGGCCUCUGAGAAGAAGAAGGAGAAGCUGAGGAAUGCUCUGCAGAAACUGACCACAAAGAGAGCGGAGACUGAGAAAAGAGUGCAGAGUCUGCAGGAGUGCAGGAAAGAAGAUCAGGGAAAAGCAGCUGGUGUAAUAGAGACAGUCACUGCCCUGUUUAGAGACAUCAGGAGACAGCUGGAGGACCUGGAGAAGAGAGUCCUGAGUGAGAUCUCCAGGCAGGAACAGCGCGUUUCACUCUCAGUCUCUGAUCUGAUCCAGCAGCUGGAAAUAAAGAAGGACGAGCUGUCCGGGAAGAUGCGUCACAUUGAGGAGCUGUGUAACAUGGGUGAUCCAGUGACUGUCUUACAGGAACCAGACACAGGGGACUUGUGUGACACUGAGGACACAGAGAGACAUGAUAACCAGGUCCGUGGUGCAGGAGAUCUGGAUGUGGGUCUCAUCUCAGGGACAUUACACACAUUAUCUGAUAUAAUAACAGGUAUAAAUACAGGGAUCUAUGUGCAGGAGGCUACAGACAUAUUACUGGAUGUAACCACAGCUGGUGAUUAUAUACAGAUAUCAGGUGACAGGAAAACUGCAUCCUGGACACCAAGUCAGAAUCACCCAGUAACACCAGAGAGAUUUCAGUGGUAUCAGGUAAUAAGCAGCAGGAGAUUCUCCUCAGGGCGACAUUACUGGGAGGUGGAUGUCAGUAAGUCAGUGGUGUGGAUGGUGGGGAUGUGUUAUCCCAGUAUAGACAGGAGAGGGAGUCAGUCAUACAUUGGAUAUAAUAACAAGUCCUGGUGUUUGGAAAGGUGUAAUAAUCAGUACUUAGUGUUACAUGACAGUAAGUGGAUCUCAAUACCUGACAAUACCCCCUGUGACAGAGUGAGGGUUUAUCUGGAUUAUGGGGCAGGACAGAUGUCCUUUUAUUCUCUGUGUGACCCCAUCAGACACUUACACACCUACACUGCCGCCCUCACUGAGCCCCUCCAUGCUGCUUUCCUUGUAUGGGAUGGAUGUAUAACUAUAUGUGGGGGAGUCAGGAGCCGGGAGAAAUUACCAUAAGAAAUCUACCCAGAUACUGGUGACAUCACAGGGAGAGAAAUCUGACAGGUGAAAGAUUCUGAGUGGGUGGAGCUACAGGUACAUCUGAGCCCCUGUGUAACAAGAUGACCAUUGUGUCUUCGGGAUGGCCAUCGUGUGUUCACCAUCGAUGGUUGCCAUUGAUGGUGAAACUCUGAGUGGCCAUUGAUGGCCAUCAACUAUGCUAUGGGAGACCAUCGAUGGUUUCACUCAUCGAUGGUCAUUCCUGUUAUUUCAGUGAAUGAUCCACGGGCUAAUCACAGCCUAGGGCAGGGCUUCACGGGUGUUGGGGGCGGAGCUAUGCUCCGAGUCCUGGCAUUUGUUUACGCUAUGACAUUGAUGGAGGGAAACUAUCUGGUUCUCUCCCAUCGAUUGGCAAAAGCAUUCGACAUCGGCCAUAAACUAUCGAUGAUUAGGAAUCAUCGGUGGUCGAUGGCCAUACCUAGUGUGUCUGAAAUGUGUUCCCAUGUUGGUAGGGAUGGCAUCAGUGGGUUUCCUAUUGUACGCUCCCAGGUGCAGUACAGCUACAUGUCUAUUGUACACUACCAGGUGCAGUACAGCUUGUACACAUGUCUAUUGUAUACUACCAGGUGCAGUACAGCUUGUACACAUGUCUAUUGUACACUACCAGGUGCAGUACAGCUUGUACACACAUCUAUUGUAUACUCCCAGGUGCAGUACAGCUUGUACACACAUCUAUUGUAUACUCCCAGGUGCAGUACAGCUUGUACACAUGUCUAUUGUAUACUCCCAGGUGCAGUACAGCUGUACACACGUCUAUUGUACACUCCCAGGUGCAGUACAGCUGUACACAUGUCUAUUGUAUACUCCCAGGUGCAGUACAGCUUGUACACACGUCUAUUGUACACUCCC